GUGGUGAUAAGGUCCUUCUCUUUCUUUCGUGGUCAGACUCGUAGAAAAAUGCCUCACUCUUACGGUAUUCGUGCUCGCACCCGCCACAUGUUCUCGCGCAAGUUCCGCGAGCAUGGUUCUAUCCCUCUCUCCACCUACCUCAAGACCUACAAGGUUGGUGACAUCGUUGACAUCAAGGCCAACGCUGCUGUCCAAAAGGGUAUGCCCCACAAAUUCUACCAUGGUCGCACUGGUAUCGUCUACAACGUUACCAAGUCUGCCGUCGGUGUCAUCGUCUACAAGCGUGUUGGCAACCGUUAUAUGGAGAAGCGCGUCAACAUCCGUGUUGAGCACGUUAAGCACUCCAAGUGCCGUCAAGAGUUCCUUGACCGCGUUAAGGAGAACGCUCGCAAGCGCAAGGAGGCCACUGAGGCUGGUGUCCAAGUUGUCUUGAAGAGACUUCCCGUUCAACCCCGUGAGGCUCGUCAUGUUUCCACCAAGGCUAACUUCCCCGAGACUAUCACUCCCGUUGCCUACGAGACUUUGAUUUAAAGGACACAAUUGGUAGACUAUGUCAUCUGCUACAAAAGUAAUAAAAAUAUAAAGCUUUUAUAGUGCUUUAGA
This is a messenger RNA of Umbelopsis ramanniana AG, 603 nucleotides long. RefSeq lists its product as uncharacterized. Gene Ontology annotation, cellular component: ribosome; cytosolic large ribosomal subunit. The record is from RefSeq and is a predicted model, not a curated record. Gene Ontology annotation, biological process: translation. Lineage: Eukaryota; Fungi; Mucoromycota; Umbelopsidomycetes; Umbelopsidales; Umbelopsidaceae. The transcript is spliced from 5 exons. Bases 49 to 531 code for a protein of 160 amino acids. Gene Ontology annotation, molecular function: structural constituent of ribosome.